AGGCUUCCGGGGGCCAACGCGCCCCGCGACCAAGGUUCCGCCCCGGUUGCCUCGUGAGUCCCAAAAGCAGAUGGAAGGAGUGGCGUGAUCUGACUCUUCCACUAUGAACGAAGCAGAGCUGGUCGAGGCCUUUAACACUCAGAUGAGGCAGGAUCCUGAUGUCGCCUCAGCUGUGGCUGCUAUCCAUGUCUUGCUGGAGUUUUUGAAAAGAGACAAAGGUGAGACAAUUCAAGGGUUGAGAGCCAAUCUCAAGCGAGCCAUAGAAGUGCUCUCUGGUGUUGAUUCCUCGGUAGCGAUCUCUUCAGGAGGGGAGCUUUUCUUGCGGUUCAUCAGUCUCACCUCUUUGGAGAAUCCGGAUUAUUCCAAAUGUAAAGCAAUCAUGAUUGAGAGAGGAGAACUUUUCCUCCGGCGAAUCUCUGGCUCAAGGAAUAAGAUUGCCGUACUUUGCCAUACUUUUGUCAAAGAUGGUGGGAGGGUAUUGACUCACGCUUAUUCCAAAGUGGUCCUGAGAGUGCUGGACACAGCAGUAAAAGCCAAGAAACGUUUCAGUGUUUACGUCACCGAAUCACAGCCGGACCGAGCAGGGCAAACUAUGGCUGAAGCUCUCACCAAACUGGGCAUACCUGUGACAGUCAUCCUAGAUGCUGCUGUUGGGUACAUAAUGGAAAGAGUGGACCUGGUGAUUGUUGGUGCUGAAGGAGUAGUGGAAAAUGGAGGCAUUAUUAAUAAGAUUGGCACAAACCAAAUGGCUGUGUGUGCCAAAGCUCAGAACAAGCCCUUCUAUGUGGUUGCAGAGAGUUUCAAGUUCGUAAGGCUCUUUCCUCUGAACCAGCAGGACGUCCCAGAUAAAUUUAAGUAUAAAGCAGACACUCUGAAGAACAGUAAGACUCUCAUGAUGGAACAUCCCUGGAUUGACUAUACGUCUCCGUCUCUGAUCACUCUCCUCUUUACGGAUCUUGGGGUCCUGACCCCCUCUGCUGUCAGUGAUGAACUUAUUAAAUUAUAUUUGUGAACUGUCCAUUUCCGAUGUGCUGAAGCUAACGUGUUUUUGCUUGGCAGCUUGUUGGUAGUACAUUCACAAAAAGGGGUGUGUUCUGGUCGAUUGUACGAAGAGCCUACUAAACAAUAUGGAAACUACGUUACUGGGAAUAAAUUCACUGAAAAAGAACAA
This is a messenger RNA of Anolis sagrei ordinatus, 1171 nucleotides long. It is a transcript of the gene EIF2B1, whose product is annotated as eukaryotic translation initiation factor 2B subunit alpha. Lineage: Eukaryota; Metazoa; Chordata; Lepidosauria; Squamata; Anolidae. Gene Ontology annotation, molecular function: translation initiation factor activity; guanyl-nucleotide exchange factor activity. Gene Ontology annotation, biological process: translational initiation. The record is from RefSeq and is a predicted model, not a curated record. Gene Ontology annotation, cellular component: eukaryotic translation initiation factor 2B complex.